AUGGCCGAAUCCCCGAGCCGCUCCGGCAGCCUCCGUGUCCGCCGAACCCGAGGCGGGCCCUCGAGGAACUCGUCCGCCCGCUCCUCGGCCGCUUGGGAGGACUACUCCUACCUCCACCCGGCCAACUACCAACAGCAGCACCACAACUUGCGCCCCGCCUCUUCGCGCUUCUCCCUUAACGAGCAAUUCGCCGCCACGCGACAGGAGUACGAGUUCGGCGACGACGACACCUCAUCCAUCGUUGAUCGCAUGACCAUCGCCUCGGACCUCGCCGACGACAGCACCAUCGCUGUGAACAUGGGCGCCGAGGGGGACUACUACGACCUGCUGUGCUUGGCCAAGGACCCAUCCCUAACGCCGGACCAGAUCCGAAGGGCAUACCACCGGUUGGUGCUGUACCUGCACAAGGACGGCCUGCCCGAGAACCUGCACAGCGUCGCGCAGCCGUACUUCAACCAGGUGCAGAGGGGCUUCGAGACGCUAAUCGACCCGCACCGACGAGCACUGUACGACGCGAGCAAGCUAAGGGAUUUGACGAAUGCGCCCAAGCUCCCUCUCGACGAGGACUAUCGAUAUGCAUAUGAUCUAUCACUGAAGGAGCAGCUGAGGCAGCGGGCGGCUGAUGUGGUGCAGACGUCGUCGGAUCUGGGAAUCAGGUUCGAUGCGUCGAAGGCGGUCCGACAGGGCUCUGCCGUUACCCCCUUGGAUUUCACCCUGAGUCAUUCCGUGACAGUAGGACUUCCGGUGCUUGGCCGGCUGGUUGAGAGAACAGCAAUGUCAACUAACCAACGCGUUGCGUCAACGUCGAAGCGAACGCCGUCUGUUGCGAUCACUGAGAGUGAGAAGGCAAAUGCCGACGACUCGCGGGAGCCUAUGAUAUACCUGCCUCCGCCGCAGGUGACCUUGACCGGCUCUGUAUACGGCAUCGUCGAGGAGAUAUACAGGGUUCCUCUGCCGCUGUUGGCGGACCGCUAUCAACCUCUAUUACCCCUGACUAUACCCCGAAAGCGCAUCAUGCAGCUUGCUGAGCAACGUCCAUGUCCCCUGAUCAGUCUGAAAUUCCGACAGGACAUCAUCCACAGGACGGCAGAGGAUCGCAUUGCCAAGACGGAAAUCGAAGUGGAAAGCGAACGUGCGGUCUGGAAGACUGUGGAUGCGGGGCCCCCUCGCGUUGGGGUUGGGAUUCAUCGCUGGAUGGGAGCCGGAACUGCGUACGCGACCGCGGACAGCGGCGACUGGAGCGUCUGGCCUGGCGAAACGAUCAAGUUCUUCACGGACUUUUCCCAGGUGAGCAGGAACCAGCUGCUCACCGAGUUCCCCAUGAAGACGUCUGCAAGCUUCGAGAUAGGAUACACGACAUCGCCGGAACGGAUGCCCUCUACGGGCCAUGAAGACUCUCCGAGAGGAGAAUGUGGUAUUCGCGGGCUAGAUUACGAGAACAACACCAGCAAUGACGGCUCAUGGACAGUCUCGGCAUCUUUGACGGCGGACACGGUGGCUGGCUAUAUCAGGUACGGCCGCGACCUGCCGCCACUCGGUCCUAGCCCCGCCAGACUCGAAUUGGAGCUGUGCUCCAACACCCUUCUCGACCGGUACGUCGCCGUCCGGAACCUCUGGACCAUCGGCCGGUUCUCCAAGCUCGGCCUCGAACUCGGCGUCAGCCCGCAUAGCUUGCACCUCUCCCUAUACUGGUCGCGCCUCAGCCAACGCCUCAGCAUCCCCAUCCUUCUCUCUCCACGCGCCGAGUACAGCCCCUCGAUCAUCUUUUACGCGAGUUUCGCACCCCUCGUCGCCUUCGCUGCGCGGCACUUCCUCUGGAAAUCCAAACGCGCCCGCCCCACCGAGGUCGAUCUGCAGGCCUACGUCGCGCGCAAGCGUGCCGCAGCCGACGACGUCGCCUCCCUACUCGCGGGGGCCGUCGAGGCCCGCCAACGAAUCGAACGCCAACGUGGCGGGCUCGUCGUGCUGAGCGCAAAGUUCGGCGUCAAGGAGGAGGCCGGCGGCGACUGGGCUGCUGAGGAGGUCGCGGACGUGACGCUUGCGGUGGCGGCGUUGGUGGAGGACGGGAGGCUGCGAAUCCCGGCCGGCGUGAGGAAAGGGUCGCUGUUAGGAUUCUGGGACCCGGCGCCGCUGCGGCGUAAGGCGCUCCACGUGAGGUAUCUGUGGCGAGGAAAGGAGAGUACCGUUGAGGUUAUGGGGCGGGAUGAGCUGGUUCUCCCGCCUCCGAGGAGGGAUGCGUCUUGA
This is a messenger RNA of Colletotrichum spaethianum, 2244 nucleotides long. RefSeq names its product putative J domain-containing protein. NCBI's taxonomy places the organism in Eukaryota, Fungi, Ascomycota, Sordariomycetes, Glomerellales, Glomerellaceae. The transcript is spliced from 2 exons. Gene Ontology annotation, biological process: cristae formation. The coding region runs from base 1 to 2244 and encodes 747 amino acids. The record is from RefSeq and is a predicted model, not a curated record.